Messenger RNA from Xyrauchen texanus (razorback sucker), 1301 nucleotides. RefSeq names its product succinate dehydrogenase [ubiquinone] cytochrome b small subunit B, mitochondrial-like. The transcript is spliced from 4 exons. Gene Ontology annotation, cellular component: mitochondrial envelope; membrane. Gene Ontology annotation, biological process: mitochondrial electron transport, succinate to ubiquinone; tricarboxylic acid cycle. The coding region runs from base 83 to 556 and encodes 157 amino acids. The record is from RefSeq and is a predicted model, not a curated record. NCBI's taxonomy places the organism in Eukaryota, Metazoa, Chordata, Actinopteri, Cypriniformes, Catostomidae. Gene Ontology annotation, molecular function: heme binding; ubiquinone binding.
GCUAAAUAAUCUCUCAGGCAGCAGCGUCAACAUUAAAGGACAUCCGGGUGAUUCCAGUGACCUUGGUUUGUUUGUGAGAAUCAUGGCGGCACUUGUCAGGAUAAGUUCAGUUUGCCACAGAGGUUUCAGGCCUCUAUUAUUUCGCUCUACCUCCCUUAUCAGACCUUUGGCUGUACAGAAGAAGGAUCAUGAUUGUCCAUACUUAGUCUCAGCAAAGAUACAUGGAACACCCUCCAACUACGCUUCUGGGACCAAAGGUGCUUCAUUGCACUGGACGGGAGAGCGUGCCCUGAGCGUAAUUCUUUUGGGCUUGAUGCCUGUUGCAUAUUAUUUCCCAGGCCCUGCCAUUGACUACUCCUUAGCAGCUGCACUUACUCUACAUGGUCACUGGGGGAUUGGCCAGGUUUUGACAGACUACGUCCAUGGAGACUUUAAAGUCAAGGCAGCGAACGCCAGCCUCUUCAUUCUAUCGACUGUCACAUUUGCUGGCCUUUGCUACUUCAACUACCAUGAUGUGGGGAUUUGUAAAGCUGUGGCCCUCUUGUGGAGUAAAUGACUGGACUGAGAUGAGGGCUGGGGGGAUGGUUUGAGUUAAGCUUUCUUCAUCUAGUCAAUUGUACACGUUCGUGAUAUUGUUUGUAAAUUCUAUAAAUAUAUAAUUUUUGACAAAAUAUCAUGUUUGCAUUCGCAAGUGUUUUUAAUUAUAAAUGCUGUCAGUUUGAAAAUCUCUGCAUGUUGUCCAGUCUCUUGUAUGGCAAAUCAGUAUUUAUUAUGCAUCCAUCUGAAGAAAUUGGGGAAGAGGUUGCCACUAUCACUACAGUAAUGCUACAAAAUUGCAAAAAGAUACCUUUACAAGGAACAAAAAAAGAAAUGGAAAAAAAGGUAUAGUAUGUUUUGGCCAUAGUAUUUUGAUCAUGUUAUCUUUGUGCAAAGAUAUUCAAAUGUUAAAUUGAUGUUAUGCACCUAUUUUAGUUGCCGUUAUUGAAACCUUGACAAAUAAGCAUGGGUAAAUGUAUAACAAGUUCGAACUUUUCACCCUCGUAUACAUCCUCCAAGACUGACCUUUUCGAGAAUUGACACAUUGAUGGUAUUUCGAUUUCACAUGUCAAUAACUUGGCACGCCUGUGUUUCUGCACAAUUCAAUAAUUUUUCAAUGGGAAUAUGUAUAUGUGCUGUUAUUAACCACAGUUUAAUUAAUUCCUAUAUUUUAAAUUGCUUUUAACAUAUUUAAAACAGUUGUGUGACACUUAAAAUUGUAAACAGUCAGCUCAUGUCCAAACAGUAAAAACUUUUAAAUCGUU